Molecule: messenger RNA, 2830 nt
Organism: Chlorocebus sabaeus (green monkey)
Lineage: Eukaryota; Metazoa; Chordata; Mammalia; Primates; Cercopithecidae
Source: RefSeq, a predicted model, not a curated record
AGUGUCAGCAGGAGUUCAGGAAUCUUCAGGACAAGGCACUUGCCUGAGCAUUGGACCAGCGACCACUUGGCUUCCCGGGAGGACACACAGCCAUCAUGGAACCCAAACCUCAGAAGAGUCCAGGUACCCGAGGGGUAUAAUCUCAGAAACAGAAAUCUUUUUAUUGAAAAUGCCCCACAGUUCCCUUUAAGCUAACCAGGAUACAGAACUUGGUGGUUUUUGUGCAAACAAUUUACAUUUUCUUAUGAAAAUGAAGUCUGCAAACAAGAUUACUUUAUUAAAUCACCACCUUCUCAGCUGUUCUUCUCUGUGACCUCUUGGAAAAAGCGGUUUUUCAUCCUGUCAAGGACUGGGGAAAAGAGCUUUAGUCUUUCUUAUUAUAAAGACCUUCAUCACCGAGGUUCCAUUGAAAUUGAUCAAAAUUCCAGUGUAGAAGUUGGCAUAAGUAACCAGGAAAAGAUGCAAUCUGUGCAGAAGAUGUUUAAAUGCCAUCCUGAUGAGGUCAUGUCCAUCAGAACCACUAACAGGGAAUACUUCCUCAUCGGCCAUGACAGGGAGAAGAUUAAAGACUGGGUCUCCUUCAUGUCAUCAUUUCUCCAGGAUAUAAAAGCAACACAUCAGAACACAGAGGAGGAACUCUCAUUGGGUAAUAAAAGAACUCUCUUCUACCCCAGCCCUCUCCUUGGCCCUCCCAGCACAUCGGAGGCUGUUGGUUCCAGCUCACCAAGAAAUGGUCUCCAGGACAUGCAUUUAAUAGAAAAAAGUUCUCCAGGAUUUAGGCAAGCUCAUCUACAAGAUUUAUCAGAAACCACUCAAGAUGUGAAGGAAGAGAAUUAUUAUCUUACUCCUCGAAGUGUUCUUUUAGAGUUGGAUAAUGUCAUUGCUUCCAGUGAUUCUGGUGAAUCCAUUGAAACUGAUGGUCCAGACCAGGUCUCUGGAAGAAUCGAGUGUCAUUAUGAGCCAAUGGAAUCCUAUUUUUUCAAAGAGACAUCCCAUGAGUCUGUGGAUAGCAGCAAAGAGGAACCCCAGACCCUUCCAGAGACCCAGGAUGGGGGCCUCCACCUGCAAGAACAAGGCUCAGGAAUUGAUUGGUGUCUUUCCCCUGCCGAUGUGGAAGCACAGACCACAAAUGACCAAAAGGGUAAUAUCCCUGAUGAAAGCCAAGUGGAGAAACUGAACAUUUUCCUUUCUCCUCCUGAUGUCAUCAACUAUCUUGCUCUCACAGAAGCCGCAGGACGGAUAUGUGUGUCUCAGUGGGAAGGCCCCCCACGUCUGGGAUGCAUAUUUUGCCACGGAGAUCAUCUUUUGGCGGUGAAUGGCCUGAAGCCCCAGAGCCUGGAUGAGGUCUCCUUAUUUCUCACCCGGUCCAUCCAGAAGGAGAAGUUAAAGCUUACCAUCGGCAGGAUCCCAAAUUCAGAGACAUUUCAUGCUGCGUGCUGUACGUGUCCCUCAAAACGCCAAAGUGCUGCACCUUCUCAGCUGGGUAAGCCUCGACUGGACAGGGCUCCCAAGAGGAGUCCGGCCAUUAAAAAGAGCCAGCAGAAAGGAGUUGGGGAGUAACGCACCCCAGACCCAUGGCAGUAGAACCAGGAUGGAGCCGGGACUGUCCAGCUCUGCCACCCGCUGCUGCUAUGUGAUAGGAGACAGUCGGCACGCCCCUCUGAAUUUCUGCAUCUGCAUCUUAACAAUGGGGAUGACUAUUCCCUGUCUGGUUAUUGCGUCAGAGAGGUUAAGAGGGUCACAUGACAUGAUUGGAGGACCUGGGGGAAAUGGAAGUCCUUAUUAUCUCAGCUAUUGUCCCAUGCACCACAGACACAGAUUGGGUCAGUCCCUCACGUAAUACAUGCCAUGUUCUGUGAGGAUGUGGUCCACACAAUUCCUUCUUUGUUAAAGGACACACAGUUGCAAAUUCUUACUGCAAGAAGGCAAGAUUGGCAAGGGAGAUGUGAUACGCGAUCAGGUUCCCAAACACCUCCUUCCCAAACACCUCCUUCUCAACACCUUCUCAAACACCCCCUUCCCAACACCUCCCCAAACACCCCCUUCCCAACACCUUCCCAAACACCUCCUUCCCAAACACCUCCUUCCCAAACACCUCCUUCCCAAACAAACACCUCCUUCCCAAACACCUCCUUCCCAAACAAACACCUCCUUCCCAAACAAACACCUCCUUCCCAAUACCUCCUUCCCAAACACCUCCUUCCCAAACAAACACCUAAUUCCCAAACACCGGCCUCUCCUCAACCCCACAAGCCAGAGUGCUGAGACAGAGUGGCCUUUUGGAUUCAAUAAGUAUCUUGUUCUCUUAAAGACCCAGCAACUAUUUAGAAGUUGCAGCAGUUUUAGGUCACAUGCAGUUAAGAUCAGCUUGCUCUACAAGCAAUAACAUCUCUACUUAGCACUUCAAGGUUGAAAGUUCUUCACUAAUGGAUCCAUUGACUAAUUGAUCCUGGAAGGUCAAAGGAAUAAAAUUCUUUUUUAUAAAUAGGAAAACAAAGGCAGAGAGCUAAAGCACUAAUCAAAAUGGGGAUUGUUAGAACAAAAACAGGCUUCAGAGAGAGGAUUUUAGCAUGCUGUUGUUUCAGAUGGUAGAAAUCAAGGCCCAGAGCGAUGAAAGGCAUACGCUCUUUGUUUCUCCAAGUUUCAUAACCGUUCAGUUGCAGAACCAAGAAUCUAAAACCAGCUCUGGGAAACAAAUGUCCUGUUGCCAGCCUCAUAUUUGGACUUGGAUUUGAAAAUACCUUCAGCACUUAGAAGAGACAUUCAAAUACAUUUCAUUUCCUCUUAUCCAGAUUGUUCAGAAAGUAUUAAAAAUUUUUCAUUUACAUGC